CUACAUUUAAAACAACCACUGACUAUGUCAAUGAGGCUGGUGGGCGAUUCUUGAUUAGAAUUGUUUAUCAAUACAUUUUUUUUUUUUUUUACGUGGGAAGCAUGAAAUACUCACUGUAUGCUCGAAUAAUCCAUGGAAAACUAUACGACCGCGUGACGUCACUUGCUGACCCUAUAGAUGUCCUUACAUUACCCCGCUCAGAGCUCAUCGGUUCCCAGCCCCUGUUCCCUGCGACAAGUGGAUUUCAACCAAGGCUUAAAUACUGCAGCAUCAGGACCGCUUACACUUGACGUCUGCAGACCUGGUACGGCAAUCACACCUGAUCCGCUGCACAAGACGACAACAUCAACUGCGUAGCGUCAGAGGAGGGAAAGCAGAUUCAAGAGAGAGGGCUCCAGAAGUUGUCUUUCAAGUCAAGAUCAGUGUGAAAAAUGUAUCAGGCACUAACACAGCUGUACUGGAUAUGAGCAAAUAUGGGGACUCUGCAAGAAACCAUGACAAGUCAACAGCUUUGACAGCCCAAAAGGAAAUACAUUUUUUGCAUAUGUGAAAGAUCUGUACUCUCAAUAGCGGACUCGCAUAAGAAUCCAACCUUUUUUCCCUUUAUUUUAAAACAUCCCCUUCCUCUCCACUCCGAUCAUGAAGAGUGUAUUGACUGCCCUCACUCCUUCCUGUACCACCCUCCUGUUCCUUCCUUUGUUCAUGCUCUUAUGCCCACCAGCAUUGGUCAGAGGUGACUGCUGGCUCAUCGAGGGGGAUAAAGGCUAUGUGUGGUUGGCCAUCUGCAGCCAGAACCAGCCACCAUAUGAGACAAUGCCACAGCACAUCAACAACACAGUACAUGACUUGCGACUUAAUGAGAACAAGAUCAAAGCGAUUUUUUUCACCUCCUUGAGUCGCUUCACCAAUCUGACCGACCUCAACCUUACCAAGAAUGAGAUCUCGUACAUUGAAGAUGGUGCUUUUGCGAGUCAAGCAAAUCUACAGGUGUUGCAACUUGGAUAUAACAAGUUAACCAACCUGACUGAAGGCAUGUUGCGAGGUCUGGGACGUAUGCAAUGUCUUUUCUUACAGCACAAUCUCAUAGAAGUCAUCGCCACCAAUGCAUUCUGGGAGUGCCCCAGCCUCAGCAACCUGGACCUGUCAUCGAACAAGCUUGCCCGGCUAGACCCAUCCACUUUCACUGUGUUGGGCAGGCUCAUGGGAUGUGAGCUUGCGGGAAACCCUUUCCACUGCGGCUGUGAGCUCUACAGCUUCCUGACCUGGUUAGAGGCCUUCAACAAUGUCACACACACCUAUGAUCGACUUCAGUGCGAGACCCCACGGGAGCUGUUCGGCUAUCCGUUGCUGAGUCCUGUGGCUGGGCAUGGACGGAGUGCUCGCUAUAUCCUUUCCUCUGUGUGCCGGGAUGGGGUGCUGAUUCCGGGGAUGACAUCUCUACCACCUGAUCCUGAUUCUUCUGGCAUGGGUCCUGACAUGUUUGACCACAUUGGACCAUACCAUCAGCCCACAACGUCCUCCUCAUCUGACAAUGCAUUUAGUCCCAGCAUCAAACUGCAGCAUGUGUCUCUCUCCUCUGCGUCCCUUCUGAUCCAGAUUCCAAAGCCAUACAGCAAGAUGUACAUCCUGGUGCAGUAUAAUCAGAGCUUUGUGUCAGAUGUGAUGAACUUGAAGAAUAAAAAGGAAAUGAUCACCCUUAAUAAGCUCAAACCAAACACCAACUACACCUUCUGUGUGGCAUCUAUACGCAACUCACAGCGCUACAACCACACUUGUUUAUACUUUUCUACCAGAGCUCCAAAUCCAGAUGACUUGAUGCCUCCACCCUCCACAACCACCCACUACAUCAUGACCAUUGUUGGCUGCCUCUUUGGAAUGCUGAUUGUUCUCGGGUUUGUCUACUACUGCUUGCGAAGACGACGCCGCCAGGAAGAGAAAGAGAAAUCCAUUUGUGUGAAGAAGACCAUUCUGGAAAUGCGAUAUGGACCAGAGGUGGCAGCGGCAGUUGCAAAUGACCCCACGGCCGUCCAGAAACUUCAUGAGCAAAGCCACCAUCAGCAUCACCAUGGCAAACUACCCAUGUCCUCCUCAUCCAGCUCUGCCAUGCUUGGCCAUGGUUCUGCCAACACUAGUUCCUCACGUCUGUCCUCCAUCCCUCAAGUAGAGAAGAUGGCAACUGCCUUCUCAGAGGCCAUGGCCACUAAGGGCAACUAUAUGGAUAUUAGAACCUCUAUAGGAGGAGACGAAAGGGUGAGAGAUGGAGCUGUGGUACAUGGCAUUCGGGAGGAAGACCUCAGGGAGGAUGAUGGAAGUGACCUGGGUGAUGAUUCAGAUGAUGAUGGCCGUGGAUCAGCAUCUGAGAUUUCAACAAUUGCGAUGGAGGUCGACAAGGUCAACCAGAUAAUUAACAACUGCAUUGAUGCCCUUAAGCUGGACUCUGUUGGAAGCUCUACUGUUUCCACCACAGCAAGUGGCCCCACCUCACCCCCACCUACCUCUACCUCCUCCCUGACCAGAGGACUGAUUCCCAUUUCUACCAGUAUCAGUGAUACUUGCCAAGUCCUGCCUUCCCCAAAAAUUCCUCCUCCACCCCCUCUUCCCUUCACAGCUCCUCUGUCCGAGAGACCUGGGAUCACAGGGGGCGGCUUUGUGUCACCGCCAUACCGUCCGCCUCCCCCAGCUUCUGCAGUGAGGCCUAUUCAAAGACAGAUGAGUGCCGAUGCAGCUGUCAUCGUCUCUUCUUCCAAGCGGCACUGCCGCCCUUCCAGUGGGAAAGGUCGCGUUUACAGCCUAGAUGUUCCAGAACCCCACAGCCCAGAUCCCUGCCACUAUCCAGACAAGGGCAGCCCACUGGGGUGUGGUGAGCCCCUGGAGAGGCUCCCUUUAGUAGGUAGUGGUGGAGGUGGUGGUACUGUAGAUGGGAUGGGCCUUCAGCAGCACCUGGAGGUGCACCCAGACUACCACUGUGCAGAGCAUCGUCACUCAGUCCCUGCCCUUUACUAUGAGGGCUCCCAUGACUCCCCAGCCCAAAGGGUCUCUUUUCUCAAGCCUCUGUCACGCACCAAGAGAGACGCUGCUUCCUACUCUCAGCUCUCUCCCCGUCACCACAAUUACUCUGGCUACUCCUCGAGUCCAGAGUACUCCUCCGAGAGCACCUUGCGCAUCUGGGAGCGCUUCCGUCCCCACAGAAAGGGUCCGCGCGAGGAGUCCUGUUAUGUAACGGCCGGAAACGCCUUGCGUAAAAAGGUCCAGUUUGCUAAGGGGGAGGACUUGCAUGACAUCCUUGACUACUGGAAGGGUGUGUCGGCACAGCAAAAGCUGUAAUCUAUGCGACUGCGUGGAAACACAGCGCAGGUCUCCUUCACUGCCUGAUAAACCGGAAGAGCGACUAUAGUGAGAAGUCGGGUUAUGGCUGCAGUGUGAGAAACAGAGCCAAGUUUGUCAGGGUUUGAGGACAAGUUGUUUUAAUCUGUUUUUGUACAGUGAGCCAGAAAGAGAGUAAAAGAGCCUGAGGAUACACUACAUACAUAAGAUAACAUUCAGAGAUGUAAUUUGGAGCACUGACCAUUGUCGUACUCAGUGAAAAAGGUCAGAUGGGCUUAUCAUUUGUCAAUAUUUGAAAUCAUUGUAGUUUACUCAGUAUUCAUCUGUGUAUUCAUCGUUCAUAUCAAUGAUGAGACCUUUGUAACCUGAGUCCUCUUUCAGCCUGAGACAGAAUCUCUGUUUAUACUCCCACUCGAAUCACAGGCCAUCGCAUUCAUUUGUUAGGCGGGAAUGUGUAUGAGUGUGUGUCUUAAGAGGAUAAAAUGAUGUGCUGAUUUUCUACAAACCUGUCAAAAGCAGUUCCCCCCUUCCGUAUUGCAGAGACUAUGCACAGAGCAACCAAAUUUACAUUUCAAUAGCACUCCUCAUGUGAAAAAUAAAGGAAUGGAGGGAAGGAAAAGAUAAAAAAUGAAACAGAAGAAUCUCCCUGGGGAGCUUUGGAAUAGUCAGCCGUGUUUGGCAGCUGCUUGCUGUGCUGAGCAGGAUGACAUAAAUAGUGCAAGGGGUGCUAGAGAAAAUACUGUAGAUUUACGCGAGUCUGUGGAAAAUGCGUAGAUCUGUGCUGGAGAUUAAACAGACAUAGCUCUGUGCAUCUCUCAUCACUGAUGCAUUAUUAAUAGCAUUUCCUUAUCAGAGGUUACCUUGUCACCUGUAUCACAGCAUGAGCACAAUUGGCUGUUGGCAGUAGAGGUUUAUGUAUUCUGUUCCUCUGCCCUAAGGUCAAUUUGUUUAGCCCAUUAAUUGGCUUUUGGAAGCCUGUUGCUGACAGCUGAGACAUUCAACAGGCAAAGUGACCUAGACCCUUUUAAACUGAUGCUUUAUAUGACAUGUUUCUCCAGGCUCUUGUUUGCUUGUUUGUUUAUUUAUCUAGUGGGGGGAAUUAUUAUCCAUGAUGAUGACAUUGAAAUUAUGACAGAAUAACAAGGAUAAAAAAUUAAUUAAAUUAUAUAAAAAAAUUACAAAGAAUUUAUUUUUAAUGAGUAGAUAUUUAUGAUCUUGUUAUCACUUGCCAACCUUGGGUUUCAAGCUCUUCCCACUUAAUCUCAAAUAUAGAUCUCAUAGAACUUUUCAUCUCAUAAUACAUUAUUAAUGGGAUGAUUUAUUGUAAAAAUUACAAAUAUUAUUAACUCCAACACCUCUGUCAGCCAUUAUUUUAUUAAUGUCCAGUUAGAUUAGACUAACUAAUCAGCAAUUAACCAAGGCUAUAUCCUUUAGUGCGCAAGGGUAAGCAGCCAAGACCUCCAAUUUGAUUAAAAGAGAGCACUCUUUCUUCUUCUCACAGCAACCACAUUAAGCCUACAGUUUCAUGGUCCAAUAAACCAAAAAAUUAGAUUAGUGGCACUGUGGGAAAAUAUACAUCCAUUUGCAAUGCACUCUCAUACUGUAAGUAUGAAGUGACAGGUGAGACAUCCAACGGGCACAUGAAAUCAAAUGAAUGGCGUUUACUCGGUGAAGUAUAAUUAUACCCCCACCCCCUUCUAAAUGCAUCGCAUUAGAAUAGUUUGCCCCAAACGUUAAAAUUCUGUACUCAGUCUUGUGUUGUUCCAAAACUGUAUGACUUACUUUCUUCUGCAGAACACAAGAGGUGACAUUUUGAACUGACUGUUUUCCAUACAUAUACAAUGAAUGUAGACUGAGCUUUCAAACUUCAAAAAGGACACAAAAAGUCUGUUACUCAAAGCUAUUGUGUGCCCUCAAGACUUGGAAUGUAGCAUACGAGCCACAUAAACCACUUUCAUGAUACUUUUAUGCUUUUGCAUCCUUUUUGGAGCUUAAAAGCUGCGUCAUGAUUCAUUAUAAUUGCAUGGAGAAGAGCAUGGAAAACUUUUCAGACUUCACAAUUCAUAUGGGUUUUUCUGAGAACUUGUUAACAUCACUUUGUCACAGGCACUUAACUUGACAUCACUACUGGUGAAACAUGUCUGAGAUGUCCUGUUUGAAAAUCAUGAGAUAAAUUAGAUUGAAACCAAAUGCAAACAGUUCAUAUGGGGUUUAGCAUUAGCCAACAAACCUCUUUAUUUUACCCCCUUUUUUCAGCAUCAGGUGUUUAUGUGCCUUCAGUAAAAAGGUCCAUUAUUUGUUGUAGUCCACAUAAAGAGCUGUUCUUAAUUUUUAUGCUGUGUGGUUCAUUUUCUGUAAAUCCCUUUAUUAAAUAAGGGGUUCAUUGUAAAUACAUGUUUAUAUACCAUCUUUCUUACCAUUUCUCUCGAUUAAGGUUUUUCAUUGUAAAUAUGUGAUAGAUAGCCUACCUGCCAACAUUUGACAUACACUCAGGCACAAUGUCUCUUUUGUUCUCUCUUUUUUUCGGGGGCUUUAAAAAAAUCAGUCCAAGGUGUACGACGACCGGUUGUUUAUAUGAUGCUUAAUGGUUUACACAAAGAGGAACAGCAGCAGCUACAACAUAUGUGGAUUAUUAGGGCACUAUUUGUGUACUUAAAGACAUUACAGAGAGAAAAAUUGGACCAUAACUGGACAAACUGUUCUCGGGCAACGGAAAUGGACCCAUGAAGGACUGCUACCGGAGGCUUACUGUGACAUUUUCCUUACUUUACGAACUUGAUUUUAAAACCACUUGGACUGGUCUGAAGGAACUAACCAUGAACGCUCAAUCAUAAAUGACUGUUCGUUUUUAUAACCGUAAAAUCUGAUGCCCAGCUUUAUGCUUUUAGAUCUGGUUUUUAUUGUGCCUCCCCUCAUUGACAAAGAAAAAAACAACAACAAAAAAAAAAAAACUUUGCACUCCUGUACAAAUGCUUGUCAGCCAUUUUUGCUAUGAAUUCAAAGUUGAGUAACAAAAGAGGGAAGUAAUAAUACUAUGGGCAUGGCAUCUGUAAGAUUUUCUGUUAUGUAUUAUUUGUUUAAGAAAAUGUCAACUUACUACUUUUUUUAUCAUACUUUGCUGGAGAGUAAGACUAUGGUGUUCUCUUUUCUCUUUGCUCAAGGCCAAUCUCCUUGAAUAUUCCCUCAGUGUUUUCCCAUUCGUUCAGGACAAACAGGCAAUUCAUUUAUUUCAAGUUAAGGUCUCCCUCCACCAAAUCACAUUUUUAUAUCAGACCUUUAUUCAUAUGCUAUUUCAUGAUUUAAUUCUUUCUUUCUUUCUUUUACUUGGCCUUUUAACUUUUGACUUGACAAGUCAUGCAUAAUUGCCCGGUUCAGCCAAACAACAUGUUUGUUUACUACCCUACUACAGAGCUAACAGUCAUUUUACGGCAAUGCCACUUUCUUUACGCUGAACUGAUCACAGUGGAUGGUUGAGGGUCAGAGCUAAUCCUCUUGGAAUACUGCUUUUUUUUCCAGAGUUGAAUAAUGCAUGUGUCUGUCUCUUCUUCUCAAUCCUGUGCUAAAAUAUUAUAUUCCUGCUCCAUGCUAGUCUCACUGUCAACAAUUUGAUUUUGUUAACAAUUCAGAAGUUCCUGAAGAACCUAUUUUGGCCAGAAGUGUCACGUCGACUGUUGAUACCAGCUCUGGUUGAGCAAAAUGGGGAUCUAUAGUGGACUGUAUAAUUCACGUUUGGUCAUAGAGCCAUAUUUUUAAUAGCCUCUUUAUACUAAUAGGUUAUUUCUGAAGACCCUCUCACUAUAGUUGUGUUAAGGAAGUUGGUUGUACUAAGAGUAGAAAAUACUUUGACAUUAAUCAUUGUCAGCUUUCAGCAAUAUUACACAGAGCGUAAAGUGGAUUACUCUUCCACAGCAGUUUUUACUUUUCUAAGCUCUUUAGCCUCCUCUUAGUGUUAGACACUAUGGAAGGAGAUUGGCUUGAAGAGAGCAAAAGAGAUAUGGUUUAAUGCUUUGAAACAAGAUUUUCAUUCCAGCCUCCUUUCAUUUUAAUGGCCUUGGAAUCACGAGAAAGUGACAAAAGUGAAACUUCUGUAGGUAAUUAACUAGUUCUGUUAUAUCAUAAAUCCCUAUUAUUCAUUACUUCUUUUGAAACUAAGGUUGCUUUGAGUCCAGAGUCUUCACUAAUUUGUAUUGCAGUUCUCAAUUUGUAAUGAACACAUUUAAAAUCAUUUACUUCUUUAUACAAGAACGGAAUCCUUAAUAAUUACUCAGGACCAAACAUUGUUUUGUCAAGCUUAUUAUUGCCCCUUAAAUCCAGUGCAAACGACUACAUGCAGUCACCGCGUUCUGAUGUGUCUUUGAUGGUCCCCCUCGUUGGCUUUGCCUGUCUUUGUUCAUGCUCAAAAGAAGCCUAGAGAAAAUCACUCCGAGGGUCUCUGGAGUCAGGAUAAUUGUGCCUCUUAUAUGAAGCUUUUAAGUCGUUUUCUCCCUCUUUGCGCAGAAGAGCACCACACUGCCAUGUUUUCCCUCUGAUAUUUUCCGCUUGUUUGUUCUUUUCUCUCAAAUGUUCUCUGAAUUCUGGUUUGACGGCGGGGUGGAAAACACGGCAGGAUUGCCAGAGACAGGCUGCAGGAUGGAUAACCGCAAUUGUUUAGACCUAGAGGAGACAAUAAAAGGGCCCGUUUCUGUGCUUCUCCAACAUGCAGCCCAUGGGCUUUGAUAACCUAAUUAAGGCAUAAAUCUUUAUAUUAAACUGUGAUGGAGAGACAAAAGCAUGCACUGAGUGAAGAAACAAGAGCAGGAGAGAGGGGUUAACUGUGAACGGGCUCAUCAAAGUGAGUCAGAGAAUGCCGGUAUGAUGAUGAAAAACACAUUAAACACUCAGGAUCAGGAGGAGACAGUAAAUCAGGGCUGGAGAUGAUGCAGCAAGUGUGUGGGAGUACUUUGAGAGGAGAGAGAGGAACAGAGUACGCAAGCUGCUUCAACCUGAUAAUGACUGGAGCCUUGAAUGAAUAAGCAACAUGCUCAAUCUGUAAUGCUAUGAAGGGGAGGGGGGAGGGAAGCUACCUUAGAUGAUUAGAGAGUUUAAAUUGCUUUUGAUCACCUAUUUAGAUCCAAAUGUUUGUGGUUCUUUGGUUCAGUUCAAAGGGAUAGUUCACCCAAAAAUGAAAAGAGUUUUGUUUUGUUUUGUUUUUUGUUUCGUUUCAUUUAGUUUUGUUUCAUUUUGUUUGAAGCAUAAAAGCCAUGGUCGCUAUGAAAAAGCUGUGUGAACAUUCUUUUAAAAUAUCACUCUUUUGUUAUUCCAUAGAAGAAAGUAAGUAAGUUGCAUUUUGGAAUGUAAAUAAUGUUAGAAUUGUAAUUUUUGGAUGAACUACCCUGCAAAAAAAUGCUUUUCUUAGAUUUUUUGUCUCGUUUCCAGCCAAAAUAUCUAAAAAAAGAGAAAAGGAUUUUCUAGACAAGUAAAAAUUAUUGUCUUGUUUUCAGAAAGAAAAAAAAAAGUCAAAAUUAAGCGAGUUUUUGCCCAUUCUGCCAUUGGGGUAAGCAAAAUAAUCUUGUUUUCUGUUUGAAAUAAGAUUAUUUUGUUUACCCCACUGGCAGAUUAUUUUGCUUGUUCUAAGCAAAAACACACUUAAUUUUGUCUUUUUUUUUUCUGAAAACAAGACAAUAAUUUUUACUUGUCUAGAAAAUCCUUCUUGAUUUAAGAAUUUUUAGAUAUUUUGGCUGAAAACAAGACAAAAAAUCUAAGUAAGAAAAGCAUUAUUUUUUUUAUUUUUUUCAGUGUAGUAACAGCUUUGCUCUCUCCACUCAGAAAUCGUGGGAAAUGUUUCAAAUACACAUGGAAAUGUCAAAGGAGCUAACUAGAAUUUUCCCAGCGAUUCACACUAGGAGAGCACACCAGUUAAUCCUCUCCAUCACUCACUUCUCAAUUAAAUUCAGACUCCAUCAGCUUGCUGUCCUUGUAAUCUUUCGCUCAUUCCCUCUGUAGUCUCACUCUCCGUCUACAGGCCAACAUGUCAAGCUAUCACUGGAGCAUCACUCCCAUAUUCAGACACCGCUGUCACUGCUGUCUGAAUAUGGGAUUGAUGCUCCAGUAACAUGCUGUGAAGAAGAACAGAGGACAUUUAAUUAAACCACUAAGACUUUAUUUGUUUGUUUCGAUGGAUGAUACAACAGUAGUGUUGGUCUUUAUACCAUUAUUUUCUUGCAACUGCAAGUGUCCAACAAUAGGGCUCACAGAGAAAAAGAGAAUGGCAUUUGUUUAGUUAUGUGAAGGGGACCUUUCAGUACAAUUACAUUUUUAAUAUAAAACUUCUCGUUAACUCCCUCGUGAGUUUUUUUUAAAUGCAAGUCCAAAAUGUUUUGCAUAGAGGGGUUUGUGCACUAAUUGUGAUGGACAUUUUUAAUUUUUUGUGGAAACAUGCACAGCUCAGAGUGUUUUUUGUGUAUAAAUUGCUGAGGAUUCACAGAAUGUGACUUACAGCCUGACUUUGGUACUUCGUAAAGCGGGUAGAAAUCGCAGAGUAGGAGUUUGAGGGGGUGGUGUUUGGGUCUACUCUGUCAUUGAUUUGAUUAUUUUUACAGUCAAUUUCAACACUCAAAUAAUAUGUUUUGCUGCACGUGAGGGUGAAAUGUACGAAAGGGUGACCCAAGGGCCUUUAGUUUUUCAUGUUGUUUUGUUUUAAUCCUCCAGUAUAAUAAUCUCCUCACAUGAUGUUGGCAUGCAGUUGGCAGGUCUGUCUAUGUGCUCUUGAGCAUCUUUGAGCCUUCACAUGUCCCAAAAUACGGCUCAGGAACUUUUAUGACGAUUAUUAGCUUGCAUCUUCUUUUCUUCUCAUUUGUUUUAUUAGCCCUCCUUUCACAAAUAUGAUAUCCUGUUCCAAAAAACAGGAGGUAAAUAGUAGACAAAUAGCUAUAUUUGUGAAUUUCAAACUUUGUAAAAAGAUCAAAGUUGUUUUUUGUCACUGAAGUUCUAAUUGUAAUUGUUAUUAUUAUGUUUCGGGGUGGGAUGUUUUCGGGUGAUCUUAGGGUAACAUGUUGUAUAGCUUUUGACUGGGUUAAGACAGUGAUCGACAUUAUCCAGAUCUGAUUCAAUCUGAGGCCAUAGAAAGUGGCAGAAAAAGAAACAAAGUGUUAUGUUUGCAUGAUUUCCUGUAUUUUUCAAAGAGAUGAAUUAUAUUGUUGUGUAUAUUGAGUGGAUAUAUGUUGCAAACAAAGCAAAAAUUAGGCAUUGAAAUAUUGUCAGAACUUGCCAUCAUUUUGAGGGAUGAUACUGAGGUUUAUUUAUGCCUCAACGAUGCUGAACUACUUCCAUUGCUGUCACUGAAAUACUUAUUACCAUUUUAAACCAAGAAAAAAGCUGCCUGAAACUGCCAUGGGAAAGCUUUGUAUUCUGCCAUAAAAGAAGAAGAAGGAUUUAUAAGUCAGUCUUGUUUAGUGCCAAAAUAAGACCUUUAUCACUUAUGGUUAUUUCUCUGCAAUGAAAAAGAAAAGUGAGAUCCUAGCUGGGUCAAUUCAUCCUUUGCAGAACUCAGUGCCGCCCAGCAGACUCCAGAUCAAUAAAUGAGAGUAUACGGCACAUCCACUACAUUAACCUUGCAGGUGUCCCGCAGUAGCCCCUCGCCUCGGCUGGAGAAAAACAUUCUCCCGUGCACGGCUGCUCGUUGGAUCAAUGAUAAAGUAAACAUCAGCGAAUGAAUGUUUCAGCGUUUCUGAGAAGCCAGUGGGUGGAAUAGUCCACGGGCAGUGAAAGAGAGGUACUUAGAGAAGGGCUGGUCUGUUCGGGAGGCUGGAGUCUCUGGAGGCUGUAGAGGAUGUCAUUCUCUAUUUGGCCUGACUGAAUGAAGAGGCCUGCAUUGAUUAUUUAAGGCCGAAAGGCCACAAUGGCAUGUCUUGAGCCAAACCACAACACCAAGCUAAUCACGUCUGAACUCUUGCCAAUGGCCCUUCAGUUCAUUCUCCUCUUAGAGCACUAUACAUAUAUAAAUAAUAGACUACACAUAGCAUUUCACUGGUCGAGAGUAGGAUUCUGAAAAAAGGCAGAAAUGUGAGAAAAAUAAACAUUUGAAGGUUGUUUUUUUUUUUUUUUUUUUUGAAGUGGAAAGCAAAGCUUUUCCAUGGAAACAAACAAAAAAUCUCCAACUGUGAGUGAGCUUUAUAAUACUUUAAUAUUGGACAAGUAUCUGAUCCUUCAGCUACAGGAUUUGACAGAAUUUUAAAUGAAUUUCAGUGGUUUUAAAGAGCCUCAUCCACAAUCAGAGAUCAGCUGUAUAUUUCUUUGCCUCUCUUUCUAUCUUAGGAAUGGAUCUCAAAAAGAACACAAUUUCUUUGAUGUGAAGGGGGAAAAAAGCCUCUGAAAUGGUUUACUUACAUUUAUUUUGCUGGUAAUUAUAUCCUACAUCUUCACCACAAAUUCUGUACAAAAGAUCUAUUUCUAUAUUUGCAAUAAAUUUGUAAUAAAAAAGCUUCAGAUGCAUUAACUGGUUAAUUCACACAAAAUAUUGCCACAUAUCCUUGAAAAUGCAUUGGUAUUCUGCAAAUCUCAUCUUGUCUCAUCUUUUUUUGUUUGACCAUGGAGAGUUAGAAGUGUUGCUAUUGAAUGCUGCUAAGU
This is a messenger RNA of Onychostoma macrolepis, 11928 nucleotides long. RefSeq names its product protein phosphatase 1 regulatory subunit 29. The record is from RefSeq and is a predicted model, not a curated record. NCBI's taxonomy places the organism in Eukaryota, Metazoa, Chordata, Actinopteri, Cypriniformes, Cyprinidae. The transcript has 4 exons. Gene Ontology annotation, cellular component: plasma membrane. The coding region runs from base 640 to 3324 and encodes 894 amino acids. Gene Ontology annotation, molecular function: protein binding.